Messenger RNA from Leishmania mexicana MHOM/GT/2001/U1103, 543 nucleotides. RefSeq lists its product as hypothetical. The transcript has a single exon. The coding region runs from base 1 to 543 and encodes 180 amino acids. The record is from RefSeq and is a predicted model, not a curated record. Lineage: Eukaryota; Euglenozoa; Kinetoplastea; Trypanosomatida; Trypanosomatidae.
AUGGACGCUGCGAACCGAGGUCUUUCCUACCUCUGCUGUGUGGGCGGCUCCUUGAAGCCGUGGGCUGAGGGUCAAGACGAAGGGGAUGACAAGUACGAGAGCCUCCAGGGCCCGGGCGGUCGCAACCUCACCGGCUCCGUGAACGACAAGCGUAUUUGCGUACCCCAGAAGAUCGAUCCUAAGACCUUCUUCGCAAAUGAGCGCACGUUCUUGAAGUGGCUGUCUAUUUCCGUGAUGAUUGGCUUGAUGUCUCUCACACUGUUGAACUUUAGCGAUUCCACUAACAACGGUGCAGAGCUAGCUGGCCUGGUGUUGCUCCCAGUCUCGAUUGUGUUCAUGGUGUACUCGCUGUUUAUCUUUCGCGAUCGUGCCAACAAGAUCUAUAUGCGCGAGCCGAUGCGCUACGAUGAUACACGCGGCCCAACGCUGCUAGUGCUUGUGCUAGGCUCAGCGCUGGCUUUGGCGACGCUAUUCUCACUGCAGCGUCAGUACACGCAGACAGUUGUCUCCUCCUUUUCAGAGUCCGCACGCUUCGCACAAUAG